AUGGCAAGGAAACAUCGUAAUGGUAAUGAUCAAGAAGACAUUAUUUUUCGAAAUCGUAAAUCAAUGUUUUCACAAUCAAGAACAAUAGUUAUUUUAAUAGUAGUUUUAAAUGUAAUAGUAGCUAAAUGUAGUCACAAUGAAACGGACGAAGACAUUAAAAGAAUCGAAAACGAAAUACCUAAGAAAUUGAAGAUUAUAGAAGCAAUAUCUGGUAGAGGUUUUGCUGAAAACGUAUAUAAAAAUGGAACCUUCAAAACUGGUAAUAUUUUGUGGGACAGUAUUUUAAAUAAGUGUACGUUGAAACCGUCAGUGAGCUGCCUACAAAAGAACUUUUACGCAUAUUUGGAUGAUAGUUUAGAUUUUAAUGGUGAUAUAAGUGUUGCUAGUGGUGUUUGUUUUAAGAAGAAUAAAGUGGAUUUAAAUAAGUAUAGUAAAGAAGCGAAUAUUAUCUACCUCACCGGCAGCAACGAGAAAGAAGAUCGAUCAAUCGAUGAAGAAAAUGAAAUCAAAGAUGACGAGGAGUCAGACACGCCGUUGGAAGAAGUAACAGACGCCUUAUACAACAAAGGAAUUAAAUUCCUGAUGACGCAUGAUAUGAAGCUUACGUUACCAGAGAUGAUGUUUAAUGGAGCAACGCUGAAAGUUUCUCCGAGGGCUUUGACCAAAACUGGCGCGCUCGUACACAUUGACUUGGAACCAAGACACGAUGAUAACGGUCAUGGGAGGAUAUUGUUUCAUAAAAUCAAGAAGUACAUAAAGAAAAAACUAGUAAUGGCAGCGUUAGCGAUUGUAUUAGUGGUGAAGUUGAUCGCGUUGAAGCUAGUGUUCGUGCUACCACUCAUACUCGGAGUUACCACCGCCAAGAAGAUGUUCUUGAAGAUCCUAUUGUUCUUAUUCCCAGCAUUGAGUCACAUAUUUAAACUUUGCUCGUGGUACCAUCAGAACUAUCACACCACGAAAUACCACCACCAUCAUCAUUUGAUCACUCAUCAUCAUAAGGUACCACAUUCACAUCAUCCUCACGUAUAUGGACCACCACAUGGCGCAACGGUUAUAAAGCAACAUACAGAUGGACCACCAGCUUCCUUUGAACACUAUCCACAAGAUUGGGAACUCUCUGGACCAGGGCUUGGCAGCGAAUAUUUAUCAGACAUUCACCGUAACGCCAUAGCAACUUUCAAACCUCAGGAGAAUGACGCCAAUGAUAUCAACGCAUGGGGUCUCGGUCUUCCUCCAGGAUUAUCGUUAAACGUUGGAGAGUUAGCUAGCGGCAACACCAUAGUACCUAAUAUACAAAAACCUAAUAAUGGUCAAAAAAUAGCAGUCGCAAAUAGUCCUGGAAGACCCGUGGGGCCGUUACCGCCAGCCCCGAAUCCAUAUUACAGACACAAAAAAGUCGCAACACGAGAUCCUACAAAUGCCGAAAAGGAAGCCUUGAUAAGGGCAGCAACCCUCGCGGCUCGGGCACCCCCCUCCCCAGUGAGGGAUGAGUUACUGAGAGUAUCAGCGGCGAAAUUAACCGAGAGUAAUCGGGUGAAAGCCGAAACUGAACUGGUUAGACAGCAACAAGAAAUAUUGGCUUCGCAUGAUCCCGAUACCAUAGCAGCAGAAAAGUUCUAUGGAAAUUUAUUAGAAAGAGUCGACACGAUACUUGGAUCAAUCGGAGCGAGAGAAACGGGAUGUAAAGAAAGAGCUGUUUGCGCUUUAUACAGAGAUCCUUUUAAGCACGCACCGUAUAGCAAUCUAGUCUCGAAUGAACUAAGCAAAGAAUCCAGUGAGCUUGUACCGCCGGCUGACAGCAAAAUGGCGCUGCAUUACUUCAGAUACGUUCAAGCUGCGAGAGACGGACAGGAAUCAAAAGACUGCGUUACUAUAUAUCCAAAAUGUAACAUAGACUACAAUAAAAAAUAAUAAGAAACAUUUAACACCAUAGUAGAAAAAAUAAAUGAAAGCA
Nymphalis io (European peacock) is the source of this 1954-nucleotide messenger RNA. RefSeq lists its product as uncharacterized. The transcript is spliced from 10 exons. The record is from RefSeq and is a predicted model, not a curated record. The coding region runs from base 1 to 1911 and encodes 636 amino acids. Lineage: Eukaryota; Metazoa; Arthropoda; Insecta; Lepidoptera; Nymphalidae.